AGCUGCACGUUUUACUUACUGUACUUACAGUAUCUCCUAUCACACUGCUCUGGAUAACGACGGCUGGCCCAACUGCAGGACACAAUGGUCACAGCAGCACUGACCCUGCUGGUCCUAACAAGUGUCAGAUAUGGUUUGGCCGCUCCACUCAUUGAACCGACUGUGAGUGAAAUCAUUAUACAAAAAGGGGACCCUGUUACUUUAAUAUGCUCUGGCAAUGCAACAGUGAAGUGGAAACUUGCAACGGCUCUAAAGAAACAUAUACAACCAGGCAAUAACUCAGUGGUGCAAAUACUACAGGCUUCAUAUAAAGACACUGGAACCUACAGAUGUGUAUACAGCGACUCUGAUUCUUCAGACAGUGCAUCAGUUCAUCUUUUUGUCAAAGAUACAUCAGAGUAUUGGAAUACGCUUAAAUCGCGGGUAGUAGUAGAUGAAGACACAGAUGUCAUACUUCCAUGCCUGCUAACAGAUCCCUCAGUUCCUGAAUCCAUGAUCUCUUUAAUUUCGGAAAAAAAUCUUAAGAGAACUCCAGUACCAUCAUUCAACGCAAAGACAGGAUAUACUAUCCAUAAUGUGCAAAAGACAGAUCAAGGGACAUAUAUGUGCCAGGCUCAGGUGAACGGAAUAAACUUGAAAUCUCAGAAAAUUGAUCUUUUGGUGAGAACAGUGGCACGAAACCCACCUUCAGUUACUCUGGAAUCUGAGAAAUACAUCAGGAUUCAAGGAGAGCCGUUCCAAAUUAAAUGUACUGCAACUGGUCUUGUCAGGCCUGACAUUGAAUGGGAGCACACCACAAAAAAUGUGACUGGUAUCAUAAAAACUGACUUAUCAGAGUCCACAUGGAUCACUGUCUCCACCGUACAGAUUCCUUCAGUGGAGUUCAACGACAGUGGGAACUUCACAUGUAUAGGUAAAAAUGGAGCAGGUUCGAAAAGGACUUCUGCAAACCUCCACGUGAUAGAUAAAGGCUUUGUAAAUAUCUCAACGUCCCAACCUACCAAUAUAUCAUUAUAUUUGGGUGACAAUGUGGAGCUGAAUGUUGAUAUUGAAGCAUACCCCCAUCUUCUGUCCUGGAAAUGGCAACACAACAAUUCUGACAGUGAUGACUACUCAUUUAACAUUUCCUCACUAGGGAAGAUGCUGCCCGGUGGACCUUACAGGAACAAAAGCACACUGUCUCUAAACCGUUUGAAGGAAAAUGAGAAUGGAGCCUACACUUUUUACGCAGAUAAUUCAAAAGCCAGCUCUUUAUUGACUUUCGAUAUCAUUCUGUACAGAUCUCCCACAGUGGAACUAACCCAAGAGUUUAAUCGUUCCCAGAUGAUAUGCAAAGCAUGGGGCAUUCCACUACCAACCAUUCAGUGGCACCAAUGCGCUAAUUUAAGCUGCGCCUAUGAGGAAAUUGGCAAUGUGACCGAGACAAUAGAUAGCGAUCACGUAACAAGUGUCCUGGACCUCAUAGAAAAUAUUGGGCGUAGAAACGUUUUCUGCUUCGCUUCAAAUAUUGCAGGAAACAAAACUGAGAAAUUUGAGACGAUUGUAUUAUCUUUACCUGCAAUGGUAAUCUCGCCAAUGCACCAGUCCUCCAGCCUGGCUCUGAUGGCAGUUUCAUUAGUCGCAGUGUUCCUUGUCCUGGUCACAAUCUUUCUGCUAUAUAAAUACCAGCAGAAACCGAAGUAUGAAGUCCGCUGGCAGAUUGUUCAAGUGUCUGAAGGCAACCACUACACUUGUAUUGAUCCAACACAGCUGCCGUACAGUGAGAAAUGGGAGUUUCCAAGAGCAAAUCUGCAGUUUGGAAAAACACUGGGAGCAGGUGCAUUUGGAAAGGUGAUGGAAGCUACGGCCUUUGGAAUGGGAAAAGAUGACUCGGCCCUCAGGGUAGCUGUGAAAAUGCUGAAACCCAGUGCCCAUUCUGAUGAAGUGGAGGCUUUGAUGUCCGAGCUCAAAAUUCUCAGCCAUUUGGGAAACCACCAAAACAUUGUUAAUCUUCUGGGCGCCUGCACAAGUGGAGGUCCAAUUCUGGUGAUCACAGAGUACUGUCAGCACGGAGACCUGUUGAACUUCUUGAGAGGAAAAGCGGAAGCCAUGAACAAUAUGUUCACAGCCGGCCUGGCACAGACUACCGGAGACUACAAAAAUAUGUCUGUUGAACAAAAGUAUAUGAGCGACAGUGGAUUUGUGAGCAAAGAAAAUUCCAGUCAUAUCGAUAUGAAAUCAGUUACCUCCAACAGCAAGUCCAAGCAAGGAGAUCUCCUGGAGGAAGAAGAAGACAUGGAUGAUCAUUUACCAUUGGACCUUCAUGAUCUUUUGAACUUUUCACUUCAAGUGGCACAGGGGAUGUCGUUUUUGGCAGUUAAGAAUUGUAUUCACAGAGACGUUGCUGCCAGAAACGUGUUGGUGACACAGGGGCGCAUUGCUAAGAUCUGUGACUUCGGCCUGGCCAGGGACAUUGAGAAUGAUAGCAACUAUGUUGUCAAAGGCAAUGCUCGCCUGCCGGUUAAGUGGAUGGCCCCAGAAAGCAUUUUUGACUGUAUCUACACAGUGCAGAGUGAUGUUUGGUCCUAUGGUAUCCUUCUGUGGGAGAUGUUCUCUCUUGGUAGAAGCCCUUAUUCUGGUAUUGCUGUAAAUCGAAAGUUUUAUAAGAUGAUAAAAGAAGGUUACAAGAUGGACUGCCCAGAUUAUGCACCUAUUGAAAUAUAUCACCUCAUGAAGGCAUGCUGGGACUUGGAGCCUACACAGCGUCCAACCUUUAACCAGAUCACAGAUAUCAUCAGCAGGGAAAUGGGUAUCAUCAAAGACCAGGAAUAUGCAAACAUUACCCAGGGACAACAGGAUGAACAAUGCCCGGAUAUAAAGUGCGUGGACCUUCAGGAACCCCUCAUUAAAGGAAACAAUUACCAGUUCUGCUAGUCCUGAUACCGCCACACCGGUUUCCACAGACCAAUAACCAAGUCUACAAGGAUUGUGAGAUUGCGGCAGAACUUCCCGAUUACAUAAACUAAGUUUGGGGCAUUUUGUUUGUACCGGAAUUAAGCUAAUGACACUCUCUCUAUUCUCAAAUGUUUAGAGGAAUAUGAUAAAAUGUAGCAUUAAUGUCACAGCACUGGAAACUGUCUGAGCAUCUGUCAUUUACUGCUGAAUCAAUUAACAUAUAUUUGUAAUCUUACUGACAAUCAUUAACUGACCUAUAUAAUAUGUGUGCAGUUCCUAAAGAGUCCACUAGGAGGUUUAGGGGAUGUUAUUCCUGAAUAACAUUCCGUAAAACCACACAUAAUUUGUAUCUAAGGUGACAGUUAUGGGACCAGGAUCAGACUGAAGGACACUGUCCUACCAUUAGAUUUAAAACUGCAUACAAACCUAAAGCUGUGAGCAUAUUUGUUCAUCAUACUGAAGAUUAAAUGUUGACUGCAGAACGGGGGUGCGAGCAGAAUGCCGCUGAUUACGGUGUCACAGUAAUCUAGCUACACACACCCCCUCCAAAAGGUGACACGGGGAGUUUUCUAAAGAGGGGUUCGGUAUGAUUUACCGCCGCAAGGGAUGCCGAUUGUCAGUAUACUGACACUGGCAUCCCGAGCGGUAGAAUGUCGGCAGGGGACGAGCUCAACGAAGCCCCUUGCGGGCUCGGGCUCACCACAGGUUCUAUUCUCCGUCUAUGGGUGUCAUGGACACCCAUAGCGGGGGAAGCACCUACCUUGCCGGUAUAGCGGUGGCGGUAUGGUGCCCCCAUUGGGAUCCCAGCGUCGGUAUAGUGAAAGCCAGGAUCCCGACGAGCGGUAUGCAAGGCCUCUUUAGGGUAUGUUUAGGGUAACAUACCCUAAAGGGGACUAGUGGAAGAAUGUCCAUAGUAACCAACAACAUUUUAGCUUUCAUUUUCUAGAAAUGCACUAGGUAAAUGAUAUCUAGAAUCGGAUUGGUUGCUAUUGGCAACGUCUUCAAUUGUCCUGUUUAAAAAAUUUGAUAAAUCUCCCUCAACUAAUACAAAAAGAGAAGUAACCCUCUGUCCAAGCACGGUUAAAUGUAGCCGGUGGAAAUAAUGGGAAGCUUCACCUUCUCCCCAAAAGAUAGCAUAAACUUCAAAACAAUUCCACACUGGUGCAAUAAGCAGUCUCUCCAAAUAUUAUCAAAAUAUUCA
Molecule: messenger RNA, 4135 nt
Organism: Pseudophryne corroboree (corroboree frog)
Lineage: Eukaryota; Metazoa; Chordata; Amphibia; Anura; Myobatrachidae
Gene: CSF1R
Product: colony stimulating factor 1 receptor
Exons: 21
Coding region: 85-2913 (942 amino acids)
Biological process (GO): cytokine-mediated signaling pathway; regulation of MAPK cascade; positive regulation of cell migration
Cellular component (GO): CSF1-CSF1R complex; signaling receptor complex; plasma membrane
Molecular function (GO): macrophage colony-stimulating factor receptor activity; cytokine binding; ATP binding
Source: RefSeq, a predicted model, not a curated record